CGGAAGGUUAACGCGAGUUUUAUUGGUGUUUACUCUGCUGUCUGCACGCUGUCAGUGUAUCAAUGUCUGGUGUAUUUAAAGCAAUGUCAAAGUUUCGCCUUGCUGUGGUGCAGUUACAUGUCUCAAAGAUCAAGGCUGAAAAUUUAAGUAAAGCACAAAAACUUGUGAAAGAGGCCACAGUGCAAGGUGCAAAAGUAGUAGUCCUACCUGAGUGCUUUAACUCCCCAUAUGGAACCGGCUUCUUUGCAGAGUAUGCCGAGAAGAUCCCAGGAGAAUCCACAAAGAUGUUGUCAGAGGCAGCAAAAGAGUGUGGGAUCUAUUUAGUGGGUGGUUCCAUACCAGAGGAGGAUGGGGGGAAGCUCUAUAACACCUGUUCGGUUUUUGGUCCUGAUGGAAAGCUGCUUGUAAAACACAGAAAGAUUCAUCUCUUCGAUAUUGACCUACCUGGAAAAAUACGUUUUCAGGAAUCUGAAACAUUAAGUCCAGGAAACAGUUUGUCCAUGUUUGAGACCCCAUUUUGUAAAGUAGGUGUGGGGAUUUGUUACGACAUUCGCUUUUCGGAGCUUGCACAGAUCUACGCCAAGAAAGGUUGCCAGCUUUUGCUAUAUCCUGGUGCCUUCAAUAUGACCACAGGACCGGCUCACUGGGAGCUGCUCCAGAGAGGGAGGGCAGUAGAUAAUCAGGUUUAUGUGGCCACUGCUUCACCAGCAAGAGAUGAGACCGCCAGCUAUGUGGCCUGGGGUCACAGCUCUGUGGUUAACCCUUGGGGUGAGGUUAUUACGAAAGCCGGAACAGAGGAGGCUGUUGUGUAUGCUGACAUAGACCUGCAGUACUUGGCUGAUGUGCGUCAGCAAAUCCCGAUCACCAUGCAGAGACGUAAUGAUAUAUAUAGUGUAAAUGCUCUUCAGGAAGGCUGACGUGCAGGUGUGGUUUAUGUGAAUACUCCUUUUAAAAUGGGACUCAGUCAGCACUUUGUAAUGUGUUGAGACAAGCCACCAUCAUAUGGUGUAAUUACAAGAGUCACCAGGCAAUGAUGUUUUAAAGGGACUCAUGAUUUGAAAGCUGUUGAGAUGCAAUGAAAAUGAUAUUGACAUAGUUAAAAUGUCUUAAUACAUAAGUAAAUUUAUUGUACAGCUAUUACAGGACAAGGAAAAUUAUUGUUUUUCUAAAUCCAAUGCGAAUAUUUGUUUGCUAAAAUAAAUAAUGUCCUUAAUCAUCAUUAUAGGACUGAAGUAUAAUUUAUUAUUUUUUAAAAGCUUGCAACGCUUCACUGUCAUGAGUCACUGUGUCAUUUUUUAUAAAGAUAUCAGAAGCAUCUAUAUCAAAUGGCCUUGUAUAAUGUUUGUGCGAAUAGUCGCCUCUGAUGGAUUAAUUCCCGAAUCUGAUUAACAAAUGCAAUAAAUAAUUGUUGUUACCAUAAAA
This is a messenger RNA of Paramisgurnus dabryanus, 1422 nucleotides long. Lineage: Eukaryota; Metazoa; Chordata; Actinopteri; Cypriniformes; Cobitidae. The record is from RefSeq and is a predicted model, not a curated record.